AUGUCGGGUCGGGGGAUUUUAAUCGAACUCGUUGUGCGUUGUACCGGCCUCCUCUCCGUCUCUUUCACCGUCGUUGUUGACAAGGACAAGCUGAGUAGAGCAUCGUUGUGCGUCAAAGUCCUGCCCUGUUGUGCUUGCUCACUGGCGAUGGCGGCCGCAGUAAUGCCAAGGCAAGGGCAUGCUCCUAACUCCAGCGUCGUAUCCUUCACUCUAGUUAUGUCUUGUCGUGACUGGUUUAAUUCUCGUCUACCUCUUGUCCUCUCCCAGUUUCACUCGAUCAGAAAUGAAAUGGACAUGCACUGCUCUAGCCUAAUGCCUGUCGCGUACGCCAACUGCUUUCCCAUGCGAACGAGAUCGUGCCGUCGCCUCACUGCCGGUUCGCCGUCCCGUUUACGUCUGUUGUCACCUGCGGUGAUUCGCGUUUCCGGUCGAAACUGGAUUUUUGACAACGCAUGA
Molecule: messenger RNA, 456 nt
Organism: Soboliphyme baturini
Lineage: Eukaryota; Metazoa; Nematoda; Enoplea; Dioctophymatida; Soboliphymatidae
Source: the annotation of a GenBank genome assembly